Ostrinia nubilalis (European corn borer) is the source of this 1905-nucleotide messenger RNA. Its product is annotated as facilitated trehalose transporter Tret1-like. The transcript has 3 exons. Gene Ontology annotation, cellular component: membrane. Gene Ontology annotation, molecular function: transmembrane transporter activity. The record is from RefSeq and is a predicted model, not a curated record. The coding region runs from base 191 to 1699 and encodes 502 amino acids. NCBI's taxonomy places the organism in Eukaryota, Metazoa, Arthropoda, Insecta, Lepidoptera, Crambidae. Gene Ontology annotation, biological process: transmembrane transport.
GGCAACCGGUGUGUGAGCGAGAGGUGACGUUUUUAUCCCUAACAGUAGAGCAAACGUGUUUAUUUUUGUGCCGCAACAUGUGACAGUUGCAGUCGAUGUCUAUCGGAUCUAUCGAGAUUGUGAAUAAUCUGUGAGUGUUUGAUAUCGACCGAUCAGUCGGUCGACUGGUGCGGAUGGUGGUGGAUCGAACAUGGGGGGUGACGCGGGGUGGAUCACGCCUUUCAAGAAGCAGUGCUUCGUCUCGGCCGGGGUGUGCCUCAACUUGGGCGGCCAUGGCCUGGUCAUGGGCUUCGCGGCCAUCUUGUUGCCGCAGCUCCGGCUGCCUGACUCCCUCAUACCUAUUGACGACUCCUCGGGCUCUUGGAUAGCAUCGAUCCUUGGCUUCGCGCUCGUCGCCGGCAACUUCAUCGCGCCCACAAUAAUGGCCAAGUAUGGCAGAAGAACUGCUAAUCUGGCCAGCAUCACGCCAAUGAUCGUAGGGUGGGUGUGCGUGCUCACAGCAAACAGCGUGGCCUCUCUCCUCAUCGCCAGAUUCCUCCAAGGCAUCUCCAUGGGCAUGAGUGCCACCCUCGGACCAGUACUAAUCGGCGAAUACACCAGCCCCAAAAACCGAGGAGCUUUCCUGACCGUCAUAUCCGUGACCAUUGCCACUGGAGUUUUAAUUGUACACUCGCUGGGUUCAUUCUUAAGUUGGCAGAAGACAGCCCUCGUCUGCUGUUUCAUAGCAUUCGUAGACUUGAUCAUAGUGAUCUACUCUCCAGAAUCCCCCAGCUGGUUGGCUGACCAAGGAAGGUAUGACGAAAGUCGCAAAGUCUUCAGAUGGCUUCGAGGUGACGUUGAAGAAGAGGAGUUGAAAGAGAUGAUUGAAGCUGCCAUAAUUGUUAAGGAAUCCAAAAUUGACGCUGAUGUAUCCGAAUCAUUCAUGAAGAAAUUGAGGACUAAUGUGACGUAUUUUAAUGCUACUAUCAGAAAGAAGGAGUUCUACAAGCCCAUUUUUAUCAUGGUCCAUAUUUAUACGUUAGGUCAAUGGGCUGGAGCGAACAUCCUGGCUGCUUACACGAGAGACGUCUUCGAAAAUGUGAUAGGAUCUGACGCAAACAUAUCCUUGCUGAUCAUCACUUUGGACAUCCAAAGGAUCAUUUCUAAUUCUGUAGCCGUGUUUGUUAUUAAGAAGAUUAACAGACGAACAAUGCUUUUCGCGACUGUUGGAAUAAACCUAUUCGCAUUUCUAUCCACGUCUGCGUAUGUGUACGCAAAAGCCAACUAUAAUCUCCCAUUCAAUCAUCCAUUCAUUGGAAUCUUCCUGAUCCAUGUUCACAUGUUCUCCAUCGCAACUGGGACAGUACCAUUGCCUUUUAUCAUUGCUGGAGAGCUGUUCCCGCUGGAAUACAGAAGUCUGGCUGGAGGGAUCAGUGUGUUGUUCCUCUCUUCGAACCUUUUCAUCACUGUGAAGACGCUCCCUUUGCUUUUAAGCAGCGUGGGGCUAUCUGGAGCGUAUCUACUUUAUUCAGCAGUUGUUGGGUACUGCCUUAUCAUGGCAGGAAUCUUUCUGCCCGAGACGAAAGACAGGACUCUCCAGGAUAUUGAGGAUGAGUUCCGAGGAAGACCACUGUCUCCUGAGGAGAUGAAGUCGGUGCAAUCGCUGACUUCGAUGAAGCUCUACAAUAGAGACAGGAGGUGCAGUAGUCCUGUAAUUUAAUGGUGAUUGGUCAUGGAUUUGGUGUAAGUCCAGUUAGCGUUUUGGUGCUAUCCUUAAGUAUUAAGUUUUUGUUGAUAUUGUUAAAAAUAACAUUGUAUGUAAGUUAUUUUUAGAUAUGAAAAAGUAACUUAUUCGAAUUCUACAAAUGAGGUUUAUCGAAUAUUUAAUAGGUUUACACAGAUUUAAUUUGAAACUAUUUAGUACAA